GGCUGUAGAAUGAAUUAUAAGUAAAAUCUAUACUUUUAUAUAAUUUUACAGAAUCAUUAAAACUUCUAAUAAUAUUCGUUUAGGGAAACAAGAAUGUAUUUAUUCCUGAUCAUUCACCAGUGACCAGUCUGACAGUCAACGUUUUCGUUCGUGGAUCAUGCAGCAUGUCGGAGUUAGAGGAGACCUGGACGGAGAAAAGCUUUUAUGACAAACCAUUGAAAGUUUGGCUUGGAAAUGAGGAAUGUAAUGAUGAUGGUUGUCUUCAGCUUGAUGUCUUCACAGCAGCCAGUAUUGGAUGUUUAGACAGAGUCAAGGAAAUAAUACGUCAAGAUAAAAGAAUGUGUGAUAAAAAAAACAGCAGUGGAUGGACCGCCCUGAUGUAUGCUGCCCAUUAUGGCCACAUGGACAUAAUUGAUUUCCUUCUUGAAUCCAAGGCAUCUGUUCAUAUUAGGAACCACCAUGGCUGCAAUGCCCUAAUGGUUGCAGCUGUGUGUGGUAAUGAUACUAUCGUAGAAAUAUUGAUAAAGGCUGGAAGUAUCCUGGAGACUCGUGAUAAUCGUGAUUGGACAGCUUUAUUUCAUGCAGUUUGUACUGGGUAUCACAAUGUUGUUGCACUGUUACUGAAGUAUAGAGUUAACCUCAAUUCCUGUGAAAGAGCCACAGGAAUGACUCCCCUAAUGUAUGCUGCAAAAAUGGGUGAUAUAGGAUUGGUGAAAGCAUUGUUGCAAAAGGGAGCUGCUACAUCACUCACCACACAUCAAGGCCACACAGCUGCAAGAAUUGCUCAAGAUGCUGGUUUUUAUGAAAUUGCAGCAGCAGUUACACAGAGUGGAUUACAAGUUGGGAGUGCGCCUAGUUUGUAUGAUGGUCCAGCAGCGAUAGAGGCUCGACGAACAGACCAGCAAGUAAACCAGAGAACAAGUAGGAGCAAUAGUACCACACCAUCUGUAGAUAAUACAAAUGUUCAACCAACAGACCUGGAAACUUUACUUGGCCAGUUAGGGCUGAGCUCGUACAUGAAUGUAUUUCGAGAACAAGAUGUUGAUUUGCAAGUUUUCUUGACCCUUACAGACCAAGACUUGAAGGAAUGUGGGAUUCAGAAACUUGGCCCAAGAAGAAAAAUGACAUCAGCAAUUGCACGCUGGCAUAGUAAUGCUCCAUUACGAAGUGAUGUGGAAUGUGCUUAUGCUGACAAGUUGGAAGUGGAAAUGCAAGAAUUAGGCAUGAAACUUGCCGAGGCGAUGAAAACACUGAAACAAACUAAAACUCAGGUAAGCCAAGAGAAUGAUUUAAGAGUUGUAACAGAAGGUUGGGUAGUUGAGGCUCGAGGACGGUUACAAGAAUGUCACCAGCGUGGUCAGCUCUUGAUGUCACACAUAAGUACUGUCCAACAGUGUGUGUCAAUUCUUUCUUCUCAGCCACCAAGUGUACAAUCACCUUUAAUGCAGCCUGCAAUCUACUCAACUUUAAGGGAAAAUAUAACCCAUAUAACAGGUCAAACUGAAGCUAUUCUUGCCCUCACAGACCCAAGCACUCCAAGGGGACCCCGAAGUCCACUUUUACCUUGCAAAACAUGAUUACGAUUUUAAAAACAAUGGUAUUGAAGAAGAGGAUACUGAUCAGCUACUAUACGUAUACAGUAUAUCAUAAAUACAUAGCUAUAUUAUAAUAAGCCAUCUUUAGAGUUAUUCAUAACUUUAUUGUAACUCAAAAUCCUUUGCUUUUAUUCAUUUAGCAGUGCCAUAAUUGGAGACAAUAUAUAUAUCUUCUACAGUUGUGAAAAUUCAACUUCAUUUGUAAAGCCCAGUCUAUAAAAUUGAAAGGUGUGAAAAAUGACUUGUAGACUUAAAAAUCUAUACAGAAAAUACAUAGGUAAAUGAAGGUAAUUAACAGAAUUGAAAGUUAAGAAUUUACUUCCUCUGAAUAAUAGCCAUAUUCAGAGGCUGUGACUCCUAUGGAAUUUACCUAUUACUUUUAGGGAAGCAGCUUUAAGGAAAUGCUUUUGGUAAUUCCAUAAAAAAAAAAAAUAUAUAGUACACUUAUAGGACACAAACAAAUGUUAAAUAAGGUUAUGGGUGCCCAAAGAAUUUGACAGUCUUAGAACCAGGGCAGUUUAAUAUACCAAAGCCAACAAUUCUUUUUGAAGCUUUUCUUAUUAGUAAUAGCAUUCUGUUAUCAGACUUUUUGACAGCUAGAUCUUCCUGCCCUGAUAUAAAUUUAUUUUUGUUACAUCUUGACAAUCAAUGAUGCUCCUUCAUUAAUUUAAGGUAAUAUUGAAUUCAAGUUCCCAUUUUUUUUAACUCUGUCAUCUUCCUCAAACAUCAUAAAUAUACCAUCGAGUAGGUAGUUAGCUUAAGUUGCAUUAGAAAGUGAACAUUUUGUCAACCAUUUUGUACUUCAUCAUCAUUGUUUGGCUGUUGCCUUUGACUUUUAGUUGAAAACACUGCAUUGUUUAAAUUUUGUAUUUUGUUCUUUGCAGGAAGUGCUUUUCUUUGAUGUUAAGUUUCAGUUUGGGGAUGUGUGAUUUUCAUUUCCAUGAGCCCUUUCUUUACAAUUUUUUUAAUUUCCUUAAGUAAAGCAGCAAGAAUAGAAAUUUUCUCCCAUAUCUGUAUGUUGCUGUAGUGACAUUUGAUUUUUGCUGUUAGCUCAAACAGUCUUAACAAAGGUGCUAAUACCCCACCUAAUAGGAUAGAACAUAAUAAUUUUUUUACGUAUAGGUUAUAUGUGAAAGUAAUUUUAAGAUGUCUUGUGAUUAAUUAUGAAAGGGUAAUUCAUAGUAAGGUAAGCAGCAUGGUUUAGAUAAUUCAACCAAAAAAUGGUUAUUGUUGAAAAUGGAUAUGCACUAGGUUGAGAAGCAUUGUUGUUAUGCCUUGUGUACAAAAAUAAAAGUACUGCCAAUGAUUAGAUAUUAAGAUUUGUAAAGAUAAUAAAAAUUUUAAGAUAUUUUUUACUUGUUGAUGAAGAGUCUUAUUUGAGUAAUCUCAAGAUCACUUGUAUACUUAUAUGUAUUAUAUAAAGAAAGAAGAUAACAUUAUUAAUUCUGAUUUUCAUUCUUACAUAAUUAUGUUUUUAAAUUAAGUAGAUGACAGAUGUUACAGCUGACCAAUUUUAAAAAGUAAUAUUGAAUUUGAUACCGCUUACCCAAAGUGUUCCAUGAUUAAAGAAGUACUGUACUUU
This is a messenger RNA of Macrobrachium nipponense, 3177 nucleotides long. Its product is annotated as ankyrin repeat and SAM domain-containing protein 3-like. NCBI's taxonomy places the organism in Eukaryota, Metazoa, Arthropoda, Malacostraca, Decapoda, Palaemonidae. Gene Ontology annotation, cellular component: cilium. Gene Ontology annotation, molecular function: protein binding. The record is from RefSeq and is a predicted model, not a curated record. The coding region runs from base 165 to 1577 and encodes 470 amino acids. The transcript has 9 exons.